Owenia fusiformis is the source of this 3907-nucleotide messenger RNA. Lineage: Eukaryota; Metazoa; Annelida; Polychaeta; Sabellida; Oweniidae. The record is from the annotation of a GenBank genome assembly.
CUUAAGUUCAAGUUAAUGUUAAACAAAGACGAAACAUAGGAAGGUCGCGUUUAUACUUUUUAUAAUUAUGAAUAAGCUACACAUAUUUUGGAUUUUCCUCUGUCUGAUUUCACUGAUUCAUGCACAAAGGCCAAGGAAACAUGUAAAGUUCAAGUCUGCAAAACAAUCCAAGAAUGUGAUACCUGGACAAUACAUAAUCAAGCUUAAGGAUGGUCUGAGUGACACGAGUGUUAAAAACCAGAAAGCCAAAUCAAGAGCUUUAUUCACUGAUGAUGAUGUAGAGAUGGAUACCAUGUCAGCGGCUAGUAGCUCUGGCAAAUGCAACCAGGGGAAGAAGUUCCGCAGCAAAACAAUUAAGAUAAACAAGUUUAAUGCGUACACCUUGUCGUGUAUGGACCCAAAGGAUUUGAUACAGUUGUUAGACGAUGAUAUGGUUGAUUUCAUAGAAGAGGACCAAUAUGACGAUUUUGUUUCGCGUGAUAGAAGAAAGGGAGAUCGAGAAUCCAAAGGGAAGGGUAAAGGAAGGUCUAGAAAGCCUAAACCCCGAACUACACCCAAUCCUCCAACUUUACCCGCCACUGCAACGAAUCCUGGCGAUGUUCAACAGGGCACAGGAAAUGAACUUUCACUUAAAGAACAAAUAGAGAUAAGAUGGUGCUCAACUGGUGCAACAACAACAAUUAGUACUACCUCGGCGACAACUACAACAUCGACUACAACAACAGAAGCACCGACGACGACGAUAACAACUCAAGCACCGACGACGACGACGACAACAGAAGCACCAACGACGACAACAACAACAGAAGCACCAACGACGACGACGACAACAACAGAAGCACCGACUACGACGACGACAACAGAAGCACCGACGACGACGACAACAGAAGCACCGACGACGACGACGACAACAACAGAAGCACCGACGACGACGACAAGUGAAGCACAAACUACGACGACGACGACAACAGAAGCACCGACGACGACGACAACUGAAGCACCGACGACGACGACGACAACAACAGAAGCACCGACGACGACGACAAGUGAAGCACAAACUACGACGACGACAACAACAGAAGCACCGACGACGACGACAACUGAAGCACCGACGACGACGACGACAACAACAGAAGCACCGACGACGACGACGAAGACGACGGAGACGACGACGACAACAGAAACACCGACUACGACGACGACAACAACAACAAAAGCACCUACGACUACGACGACAACAGAAGCACCAACGACGACAACAACAACAGAAGCACCAACGACGACGACGACAACAACAGAAGCACCGACGACGACGACGACAACAGAAGCACCGACGACGACGACAACAACAGAAGCACCGACGACGACGACGACAACAACAGUAGCACCGACGACGACGACAACUGAAGCACCGACGACGACGACAACAACUCAAGCACCGACGACGACGACAACAGAACCACCGACGACGACGACAACAACAGAAUCACCUACGACGACGACGACAACAGAAGCACCAACAACGACUACAACAACAGAAGCACCGACGACGACGACAACAACAGAAGCACCGACGAUGACGACAACAACAACAGAAGCACCGACGACGACGACCGGAAGCCCGGGAUCAUGUGUAGUUACUGAUGCAACAUCAAAUUGGGGUCUCGACCGUGUAGACCAGCCAGACAGGCCGCUUGACCAAAAGUAUUUGUAUGAAGAGACUGGUGCCUGUGCAGAUGUGUUUGUCAUGGACACGGGUGUCAGAUCAACUCACGUUGAUUUCAAUGGUCGAGUUAUUGCGGGUAAAGCCUUUAUUAAUGGUAGCGGGGUCACAGAUGAUUGGAACGGCCACGGAACACACGUUGCAGGUAUAAUCGCUGGUAGCGAAUAUGGAAUUGCUAAAUCAGCAAACAUUGUUCCGUGUAUGAUAUGUGAUGAGGUAGUAGGGCGAUGUCCCAAGUCAGCAUCGAUAGAUGCAUUGCAAUGGAUUACAAAUUACGUCGCAAAAUCAGGACGCAAAGGUGUUGUCAAUUAUUCUCUGGGCGGUUCAUAUUCAGAAAGCCAAAAUCUUGCAAUUGAAGCAGCUGUUUCCAAUGAUUUGGUCGUCGUUGUAGCUGCUGGGAAUGAGGGUGGACUUGCGAGUGAAUCUUCACCGGCAAGUGCUCCCAGUGCCUUAACUGUUGCCUCUUCCACAAAGGAUGACACAUUCCAUCCAAAAUCCAAUUAUGGAGGAUUAGUAGAUGUAAUCGCACCAGGCGAGUUCAUAUUGAGCGCGUCAAACGCUGGUGAUAGUGCAUCCGCUGUAAAAACGGGUACUUCACAGGCAGCGCCUCACGUUGCUGGCGUCGCAGCACUUCUGCGAUGUAUGUACCCCGAUGAGGAUGCCUAUAUUAUAAAUGAUCGACUCGUCGACGCAGCUGCAUAUGGAAGGAUUAAUCCGCCAUUUGGCACACCUGAUAAAUUAGUUCAGACACCACCAUGUACAGGGAAACCAUCGAACACCACGACAACUUUGGGACCAACUACAACAACAACUUCGGGACCAACUACAACAACAACUCUAGGUCCAAUUACAACAACUCCCACGGGACAGACAGACACUACUACAACAACGACGACGACCGCACCUCAAAGUACUACCAAAGGCACCGGUUGUCGAACGACUACUGUAGGAACCAAUCAGUGGGGUACUGAUCGCAUAAACCAGCCAGAUCUCCCAUUAGACAACACAUAUUCAUAUGCAGAUGAUGGUAGUUGUGCAGUCGUUUUCGUCUUAGACUCCGGUGUACGUGCAACACAUAGUGAAUUUGGUGGACGAGUUGUCAAUGGAACCGACUUCUCCGGUGAAGGCACUGGGGGUGAUGAUUUCAAUGGUCAUGGUUCUCACGUAGCAGGAAUAAUAGGUGGAAACACUUGGGGUGUCGCUAAAGGAACUACCAUUGUUUCACUCAGGAUAUGUAAACAGAGUACUUCAAGAUGCCCUAAAAGCGCUUCCAUUGCCGCAUUGGGAUAUGCUGUCAAUGAAGCCCAGAAAAUGGGCAAGAAAGGUGUUAUUAAUAUGUCUAUUAGUGGUGGAAAAUCCGACGGACAAAAUGAUGCAAUUAAGUCCGCCGUUGCCAACAACAUGGUCGUAGUUGUAGCAGCGGGUAAUUCGGCCGUUGAUGCAAAAUCAAGAUCUCCAGCAAGUGCCGUGGAAGCCUUAACAGUUGCUGGAUCUUCGUCAUCGGACGGUUGGUAUUCGUCGUCUAACUUUGGCCACUUGAUUGACAUAAUAGGACCUGCUAUAAACAUAGAGAGUGCGCUUAAUUUAAACGAUGAUGCAAGUGGUACUAAGACUGGUACAUCAAUGGCUGCACCUCAUGUCGCUGGAGUUGCUGCAAUCUACAGAUGUUUGUAUCCAAAUGACCAAGCCGAGGACACAAUGAAUAGAAUCAAAGCAAAUGCAUGGAAUGGAAAGAUCAAUCCACCAUCAGGAACUCCAGAUUUACUGUUAGCCGCACCGGAAUGCCCCUUUGUACAGGGUUGACACACCCAUGUGUAGCUGUUAGCAGACAUCAAUCACAAUGUCAUUUAAAUAUGAUGUAACGACUGUACUUGGGUCAAUAAAACUAAAACAAAUCCCAUUUGAGAUGUUCAAUAUUUUAUGUAUUUCAACAUUUCGAUAAUGCGACUUUCUGUCAUAGGUCCCGAUUUGUGAAAACGUGUUCUUCAGUUUAACUUCACUCUAACAGAAUAUCAACACUUACAGGACUGGACUCUGAUAUUAAGGCUCUGGUGUUUUAUCCAUCAUAGUUUAAUUUUUUUGACUGUCUAACAUCACGAUGAUAAUGGAAUCUCAAUAAUGUAUAAAUAUACAUACCAGUGGAGGAAAAUGCAUUUAAUUGAAAUUAAUCUGUUCUAUGCAUCU